AUGGUGGCAGACAAACUGUCUCAGCCAACUAGCAGAGACGAAUUCGAGAUUGCAAUCGUCUGUACAAGGGCACUCGAAUAUGAUGCUGUCUGUUUUCUCUUGGAUGGUUUUUGGGACAUGGAUGGUGACCCAUUCGGCAGAGCCCGGGGUGAUCUAAACACCUACACCACAGGAUACAUGGGCAAAUAUAAUAUUGUUGUGGUGCUCCUCUGCAAUUCAGGCAAAGCCAACGCAGCUAGUACAUCAGCUAGUCUUCGUUCGAGUUAUCCUUGCAUUGAACUCCUACUUCUUACCGGAAUAUGCGAGGGCGUCCCAGAUGCAAAUGAGGAAGAAUUGCUUCUUGGCGAUGUAAUCAUCAGCGAAACAGUCAUCCAGUAUGAUCUCAGCAGCCCGUUUCAUCAUGCACUUAAGAGAAGAAGCACUCUUGAGGAUCGUCAAGGGCGCGCGAACAACAAUAUCCGAAAGUUUAUCGCCAAUUUUAAAACCGAGAUGGGACUACAGCGCCUAGAGGAGAAGGCAACAUUGCAUCUAGAGCAGAUCCAGAGUCUUGUUUCGGAGGCGAAGUAUCGACAAAGACACAAAGGGGCAACAUACAUGUACCCUGGUUUUGAAACCGAUAUUCUCUUCGAGUCAACUCAUUGCCACAGACAUUACAAUUCAUCACAAUUGUGUGAUGAAGCCAGAAAUUUGGACUGUGAACAGACUGGUUGCGGACUCAGAACUUUGAAACAUCGAGAUCGUCUACACCAAAAGAGCCUGCUGGAGUUGAAGGCCGCACAAAUUCCGUCCAUAUUUUUCGGACGCUUUGGUUCCGGCGACACGGCCUUCAACUCAGGUGUCCACCGCGACUCCCUGGCUAAAACACACGGCAUCAUCGCUUUUGAGAUGGAAGGCGCUGGAAUCUGGGACGAGCUGCCAUGCAUCAUUGUCAAGGGUGUGAGUGAUUAUGGAGAUGGUCACAAGACAAGAAAAUGGGCAGAGUGGCAAAACUUCGCCGCCGCAACUUCUGCGUCGGUUGCAAGGGCUUUAAUUGAGCGCUACCCCCAGACUGAUAAAUCGCCUGUCACAGAGCUGAAGGCCGAUCAAGUGCAUUCUCAGCUCCAAGAGAACAGAACUUGUCUAGAUGCAUUGUUUAUCACAAACCCUGAGGAUGAUAAGCAGCGUAUCGAAGACACAAAGGGAGGGUUGCUUCUGGAUGCAUAUAUCUGGAUCAUACGCAACGAGGAGUUCGUACAGUGGCUCGACGACCCUGAAACUCGUCUACUGUGGAUCAAGGGCGAUCCGGGCAAAGGAAAAACAAUGCUACUAUGCGGCAUUAUUAACGAGCUAAAGACGACGAGCUCCAGAGGCAACAUCUAUUACUUUCUCUGCCAAGCGACAGAUAACCGCCUUAACAAUGCUUCGGCGAUACUACGUGGCUUGUUGCAUAUGAUGGUUGUCCAGUACCCGGCACUUAUCUCUUAUAUCAGACAUGAGUACGACAAGUCAGGAAAGUCAGCAUUUGAAGGUGUCAAUUCCUGGAUCAUCCUAUCACGGAUAUUUGAACAGAUGCUCAAGGAUGAUUUAUUAAAAUCGAGGGAGCCAAUCUUUAUUAUCGAUGCGCUAGACGAGUGUGUGGUGGAUUCCACACAAUUCCUUGAAAUCAUAGUGAGAUUGUCGACAUCAUCCUCUCAGGCGAAAUGGCUCGUAUCAAGUCGCAAUGAGGCAGAUAUUCAAGAGUCGCUGGCAACCGCAGAGAACAAAUCGACUGUAAGCCUCGAGCUUAAUGCAGAAUCUGUGUCAAAUGCUAUAUCUACCUACAUUCGACAUAAAGUGCAGCUUCUAGCCAACAGGAAGGGUUAUAAACAACCUACAAGAGAAAAGAUCGAGAGAUAUCUCUCUAAUAAUGCAAACGGAACUUUUCUCUGGGUUGCAUUAAUUUCCCUCCAGGGCUUAAUCAACUCUAUGAAAGGAUGA
Messenger RNA from Trichoderma breve, 1956 nucleotides. Its product is annotated as NACHT domain-containing protein. The transcript has 3 exons. The record is from RefSeq and is a predicted model, not a curated record. Gene Ontology annotation, molecular function: catalytic activity. NCBI's taxonomy places the organism in Eukaryota, Fungi, Ascomycota, Sordariomycetes, Hypocreales, Hypocreaceae. Gene Ontology annotation, biological process: nucleoside metabolic process. The coding region runs from base 1 to 1956 and encodes 651 amino acids.